AUGGCACCGGCAGCAUUGGCCGCCAGCGAUGAAUCCUGUAUGAUGCGCAGGCUGAUGAAAGGCACCGACAGGAGACGUCACGUCGUAUCAAGCAAGAUGAAUGCCAUUUGGAGCGUGGCACUCGUUGCAAUUACAGCUCUCUGCGCACUUUCCCAGUCAGUGGAGGCUGCCAAUGGUCAGCUGUCGUCGGAGUGCCCCGUCCAUGGGGCUGUGCUGGGCGCCAAUCUGUCUGCCGUGGUUACUGCGUGCAACAUCUACUACCCCUUCAAGUCUGACUCCCAAAAGGGGUGCUGUCCCAAGGUCCUAACCUUCCUGCAGAACCAGCUGUACGAUGCAAACAACCUGGAGAUUGUGACCUCCGACAGCAACGCCUGCGGAGCAUGCCUUAACGACGUGGCAGCGCGCCUUUCGUCCUCCCAGGCUAUCGACGUAUACUCGGUGUGCCAGAACGUGCCAUACGCAGUGUGCGACCCAUCGGUGAUCGGCGGCGGGGGCGGCCAGGGCGGCAGCGUGGGGGACGGCCCCGUCGUGCCGGCGAUUGUGCCGGUGACGGCCAACCGGACCUGUCCCGUCACUAGCUACGCGGAGCUGUACCUGGCCGUGCCGGACAUUGCAGCCAACCUGCUCGUGACGUGUGGCCUCGCGUCUUUCACCACGAACCAGAUUUGCGUGAGCCCGUGCAUGACGUACGUGAGCCUGGCCAUCACGGCAAUGGCGGCCGCGGGCGCGUCGGGGACGUACGUCAGCGAGUACGUCAGCGACUGCCAAAACACCGUGGCCAGCAUCCUGGUGGCGAACGGCAUCACCAUUUCCGCAGUCACCAAAAUCCAGCAGUGCCCGCUGUACACCCCGUGGCGCGUCCCUCCGUACGUUCGCCCGUACUACCUGGGCCAGCAGUCGUGCAACCUGACCGCCCCCGCGGACCUCAAGCUGUACUUGGACGCCGCCGGCGUGUGGACCAACUGCGCGGCGUCGGACCCCACCUUCGCGGGCUCCCCGCACUGCCCCAUCUGCGCCGCGGCCAUCUACCGGGCGGCCAUCAUGAUUCCCCCGGUGAACGUGAGCACGCAGGAGGCGGUGGGUGGCUGCUUCAUGGCGGUCCUCCAGGCAUUUGCCACGCAGGCCGUGCCGCAGCUGGUGGCCGCCGUGCAGAACUGCAUGAACAACCCGCUCCCCGCGUCUUCGCUGUGCCCGAUCAACGGCUUCUCUGGUAUCACCGACAUCACUUUCCUCCAGAACCUCGACCUGGCCUGCAGCCCCCAGGCGCUGCAGCAGCCCGGGGGGUGCGCCACGUGUCGCGCAUCCGUCAUGCCCGCGGUGCUGAACGUCCCCGGGAUCCAAGUCUGGAGCGACCAGAUGCUGGCCAACUGCGCUCAGGUGGUUGGCGGCGGGUAUGCGCUGUGGCGGGGCGACAACACCACCACGGCCGGCAUCGCAGUUACCGAGUGCUUCGAACAGGGGAUCCCUUACGCCCCAACUUUAUGCGCGCUCAAUUCUACGGCCACGUGCGGAGAGUAUGCGGCGCCCCCGCCGGCCCCCCCCUCCCCCCCGGUCAGCCGCCCACUCCCCUCCCCGAGCCCUUCGCCCAAACCGUGCCCCCCUCCAGCGGCUGUGCCGCCGCCCCCCCCUCCCCCGGAUUGUGGUCGCCACCCCCCCACCAGGAUCCGCCGCCAGCAGAGGCGCGUCCUUCGGCAUGGCUGCAGUCGUCCUCGCCUGCGCGUUGUGUACGUCACUAACCUCGAGUUGACGAGCGGCGUUUUGAGCAACAAUCUGAGUCCUACAUGA
Messenger RNA from Klebsormidium nitens, 1785 nucleotides. NCBI's taxonomy places the organism in Eukaryota, Viridiplantae, Streptophyta, Klebsormidiophyceae, Klebsormidiales, Klebsormidiaceae. The record is from the annotation of a GenBank genome assembly.